Molecule: messenger RNA, 5533 nt
Organism: Fundulus heteroclitus (mummichog)
Lineage: Eukaryota; Metazoa; Chordata; Actinopteri; Cyprinodontiformes; Fundulidae
Gene: itchb
Product: itchy E3 ubiquitin protein ligase b
Exons: 24
Coding region: 183-2825 (880 amino acids)
Biological process (GO): protein K63-linked ubiquitination; protein K48-linked ubiquitination; protein K29-linked ubiquitination
Molecular function (GO): protein binding; ubiquitin protein ligase activity
Source: RefSeq, a predicted model, not a curated record
UUGUUUCGAUCACGUGACGCGAGCUUUGGAAGAUGGUGGAAGUUUCUUCUUCCUCUGAGUGAGACACCCCAACAGAAACCCAAACAUCCCGACGGACCGGGGCUGGGAGGCCGUUCCAGCGUCGCAGAACACCCUCUACAAGCCUCCAUUCGGACCUCGCCCCCCCUCCCCAGCCCUAUGUCAUGGCCAGUGGAGUCACCAAGUCAAGCACCUCCAACGGACACCCCCUGAAGGCACAGCUGCAGAUCACUGUGCUAUCAGCAAAACUGCGAGAAAACAAGAAGAACUGGUUUGGCCCCAGUCCUUAUGUGGAAGUGACAGUCGAAGGCCAUUCCAAGAAGACGGAGAAAUGCAACAACACGCACAGCCCCAAAUGGAAGCAGCCACUCACUGUGAUCGCGACUCCAUUCAGCAAACUAGUGUUUCGUGUAUGGAGCCACCAGACCUUGAAGUCAGACGUGCUCUUAGGCAUGGCCGUGGUGGACAUCAGCGAAACUCUCAAGUCCAACGACAUGAAAAUUUCUGAUGUGGAGGAGACGCUGCAGCUGUACGCCGACAGAGAGCAGUCCGACGUGGUGGGAGACCUUUGUGUCUGUCUGGACGGCAUGACGGUGGACCCUGAAAUGUUCGCCUCUGCAGAAGCCGACCAUUACAGUGCAUCUAAUGGAGAAUCAUCUCAGCAUAAUGGGAAUCAUUCAAUAAGGUCAAGCCGAGACAACUCCCCAGCCGUGGACAGCACUGACUCCAGAUCCUCUCCCGCCACCCGGAGGACGGCGAACAGCAAAGGGUCUCCAUCAAUGGGAGGAAAGCCCAUCCGACCACCGAGACCUUCCAGGCCUCCUCCCCCAACUCCCCGCAGACCAACUUCUUCACCAGCACCUUCCAGCAACGGCUCCGCGCCCACAGAGGUCAGCGAGGGCCCGCCGGCGGCUGAUGCACCGGCACGGACCUCGGGACCCUCAUCUGCGCCGGACUCGAGUCCGUCGACGUCCUCGAGCAGGACCUCCGCACCCGGAACGGCAUCCACCAGGCAGCCCACCGGCAACGCAACACCUUCUCUCCCUCCCAGAGUACCAUCCGUCAACCCUGCACCACUACCCCCUGGAUGGGAGCAGAGGGUGGAUCAGAACGGCCGGCUGUAUUAUGUGGAUCACGUUGAAAAGAGAACGACGUGGGAACGUCCUGAACCACUGCCUGCUGGCUGGGAGCGCCGCGUUGACCAGAUGGGCCGCGUCUACUUUGUUGACCACAUCACGCGAACCACCACAUGGCAGCGGCCCACUAUGGAGACAGUGCGUAACUAUGAGCAGUGGCAGCACCAGCAGAGCCAGCUGCAGGGCGCCAUGCAGCAGUUCAACCAGAGGUUUAUAUAUGGGAUCCAAGACCAGGCGUCAGCUGCUCAGAAUAAGGAGUUUGAUCCUCUCGGCUCGCUGCCUCACGGAUGGGAAAAGAGGACGGACGCCAAUGGAAGAGUUUACUUUGUACACCACCCAACACGCUCCACCCAGUGGGAGGACCCUCGAACCCAGGGGUUACUGAACGAGAAGCCGCUCCCAGAAGGCUGGGAGAUGAGAUUCACCGUGGAGGGCAUUCCUUAUUUUGUUGACCACAACAGGAGAACCACCACCUACAUCGACCCUCGCUCAGGAAAAUCCUCACUUGAAAAUGGACCCCAGAUCACUUAUGUUCGAGACUUCAAAGCCAAAGUUCAGUACUUCAGAUUCUGGUGCCAGCAACUGGCAUUGCCUCAGCACGUUAAGAUCACAGUAACAAGGAAAACCCUCUUUGAGGACUCUUUCCAGCAGAUCAUGAGCAUCAAUCCUCAGGAUCUAAGAAGAAGGCUGUGGAUCAUCUUCCCAGGAGAGGAAGGCCUUGACUACGGAGGCGUUGCCAGGGAGUGGUUCUUCCUGCUGUCCCAUGAGGUUUUAAACCCCAUGUACUGCCUGUUUGAAUAUGCUGGGAAAGAUAACUACUGUCUUCAAAUUAACCCUGCUUCCUACAUCAACCCUGACCACCUCAAGUAUUUCAGGUUCAUUGGACGAUUCAUUGCAAUGGCUCUUUUCCAUGGCAAGUUCAUCGACACCGGGUUCUCACUGCCAUUUUACAAACGCAUGCUCAACAAACCGUUGGCAGUCAACGAUCUGGAGUCAAUAGAUCCUGAGUUCUACAAUUCCCUCAUGUGGAUCAAGGAUAACGACAUCGAGGAGUGUGGUUUGGAGAUGUUCUUCUCAGUUGAUAAGGAGAUCCUUGGAGAAAUCUCCACCCAAGAGCUUAAACCAGGGGGAGGAGACAUCCAGGUCACCGAGGAAAACAAGGAGGAGUACAUUAAGUUGGUAGCCGAGUGGCGUCUCUCCAGAGGAGUGGAAGAACAGACGCAGGCGUUCUUUGAAGGCUUUAAUGAGGUCCUCCCUCAGCAGUACCUGCAGUAUUUUGAUGCUAAAGAGCUAGAGGUGAUGCUGUGUGGAAUGCAGGAAAUCGAUCUCGGGGACUGGCAGAAGCACACCAUCUACAGACACUACACUCGAAACAGCAAACAGAUCAGCUGGUUCUGGCAGUUGAUGAAGGAGAUGGACAACGAGAAGAGGAUGAGGCUGCUGCAGUUUGUCACCGGCACUUGUCGCCUGCCCGUAGGAGGCUUUGCCGAUCUCAUGGGAAGCAACGGUCCUCAGAAGUUCUGCAUUGAGAAGGUGGGGAAGGAGAACUGGCUUCCCAGAAGUCACACAUGCUUUAACAGGCUGGACUUGCCGCCCUACAGGAGCUACGAACAACUGAAAGAGAAGUUGAUGUUCGCCAUCGAGGAGACGGAAGGGUUUGGACAGGAGUGAAGGGUGGAGGCGUUUUUGCUGCGACGUGGACAAAGCGACAGCGUUUAAAUCAGGGAGCGCCUGCAUAAACGGCAGGCGUUUGGGAGAGCUUACGGCCAUCUGUGCAUGCUCCGGUUAGGUACCUUUAUGGGAGCAUUGAUGAGGUCGCUACCAGCAUGUACAGUACUUUGGAUUGGAGAAUAUCUUCUCUGCUUCCAGAGCUCACAGCAGCCUACUCCCUCCCCCCCCUUCCCCCGCCUCGUUUCAAAACCAAAAUCUGAAGGCUUUACCGACUCACUUUUGAUGUUCUGCAGCAGUUUCGGCCUCCCAAACAUGUGGUCAUCACUUCAGCGCCAGUUAAAGGUCAGAUGAUCACAACGAAUAAUCACAGAUUUAGAAGGUGUCUUUGUUUUCAACAUAGCUCUGUUGCCCCAAAAAGGAAAAAAAAAAAAAUCUGUUGCAUUUGAUCAGGAGGGGCUCUUUAACGUCUCUGAACUAAUGAUUAAAAUCAAUCUUCCUCUAUAGGUUAACACUAACGUGACUUUUAAAAGCUCAGCGCUCUGAAUUAACUCUUCAAUAACAGACAAUCUUGGUGCCUCAGAGAUUUGGGAUUCCUGCUUGUUUUGUGCUCUGGAUUAUAUCGUGUUUGAGUCUGUGAAUCGAUUCAUGAUUGUCGACAGUGUUGUGACCAUUAUCUUUAGUGGUGGCGGCAAAUGUUAAAAAAAAAAAACAUUCAACUGACCCUAGUUUUAUAGGGCCAGAGUCGGCACACUGUGAUGUGUAACGGGACAAUAUGGGUUAGAGUAUUCUGGAAGAAUCUUCAUGAUCUUAAAAGCUUUACUCACGUUAUUUUUGUCUUUUAAUGUACUGAAGAUGUCCUCAUUAAAACUAUCACUUCGAAAUCCCAAGAAGACUGGGGGAAAAAAAGGCCAACAUUACAACAACCAGCAGUUCUUAACCAACUUGCUUGUCUCUUUAAACACAUGUAGCAUUUAAAUUGGAAUAACUGUUUUCUUGCCUUAUUUUGACUUCUCCAUCCUCAGAAAGGAAGGAAGGAAAACUUCAGUGUUUUCCAGAAUAAGCAAUACCUGGAAAAAAAGAGGAUGUGCAGGCUUUAAAUCCCGCCUCACUUUUUACACAACACAUUUUCUUUUCAUGGUUCAUUUGCACGAGAAUUAAACCUCCUCCGUCAUUUAGCGUGUGUUGGGCUGUCCAAAAUUAUGAGAAACGGAGUGAAAAAAUAUAUUUUAACAUGCCUCCACAUUAAUGGGCACCAUUUGGUGAAGAUGUGUAAAGCAGAAUUAAAAUAAAUGAUUCUUCUCCAAUAAGAUUGCCACCCCUGAUAUCAAUACUUUGCACAAUCCCCUGUUUGCCCACUGCUCUGCAAAGAAAAAAACAGACCCACAGCAUCACCAUACUUAACGGCAAGCAUGAAGCCAUACAUUCAUUCAUUUCUCACCAAACCCACCUGAAAUGUUUUAUUUUUAUCUGACCGAAGCAAACGAGUCCAGUUAAAUUCCCAACAGAGUUUGACAUGUUUAGGUUUAAGUUUGUGAUGGUUGAUCAGAAGAGGCUAAUUUCUUUCUUGGCAUCACUCCUAUGGCGACUUGGUGACCUGAAGAGGCAGCUCUUUGCUGCAGCUCCCGACUUAGGCCUCCCUACCAUCCUGCUCCGUGUGCGUGGGAGAAAGAUGCUGCCUGGGCAGCGGUUACAAGAAAGAGUUCUCACAUAUUUAUACACAAAAGAAACACAUAUAUAUUUAAGCAAAGUAUGCAUUUUAACAUGCUUUUUAAACAGAUUUUUAAGGUUGUCAAUUGUGAUUUUGUUAGUUGUAUUUAAAUCAAUGCACAUAGAUUAAAGGCUUUAUUUGUCAGAUUUGAAUGAUCUUCCACCGUAGAGAAAGAUUAAUUUAUUUUGAGGCUUUUUACACAUUUCUUUUUACCAGAGGGAUGCCAAUAAAUGUGGACGGUGCUGUAAGCCACCAGAUAAAGAUCAUCAGGGCUCUCCAUAAGUCGCGUUUGGUUAAUCGCUGUCCAGAAAAGACACUCCUCCGUCAACGAGAAGCUGACGUAGUUAAUCUUUAAAUGAAAUAAAACAUUGUGUUGUGAAGACUGUCCAGUUUGAACCAUGUAGUCGCACACUGAAACGGAAACUGAUGAGCCUUGGGUUCAGGGUGAAUUAUUAACUCUCCUGCAGCAGAGAUGGUUGCCCAGGUGGUUAAAAAUACCGGUCAGGCAAUUUUAAUCCUCCAGUGGAGAAACGAAAAUGAUCAGAAAUGUCCAGGAUACACUUGCAGUAGAAAAGCUACCAAGCUCGAUCGGUUAAUUUCAGCAAACAGAAAAAAACUGCUAUAUGGUAAAAUAAUGAAUGUAUCAGGGUGAAAGGUCAAGUUGUUUAUAGUUUGGCUUCGACUUUUCACCUCCUGUUACCAUUUUUUGAGUUGAUACCACAUGUAAAACCCCUGGAACGUUGCAAAUGAGCAGAUAUAGAAAUGUCAAUAGGAAUCCAGAUUAUUAUUUUUUUCUAUUUUCCAGAAUCCUGCUCAUCCAACUGAACCACUGUCACCCCUGUACAGGACGAGAAGCUGUAAAUGGUGUUCAUAACAAAGUUUCUUUUGUAAAAGAUUUUAAAUAAGAUGUCUAAGGCGAUGCUCUAUUUUCCUUUCUCUCUUUAACUGCUUAUGUGUAACAUAGAAAUUGUCACAUUAAUAAAUGAACUUAAAAACUUUG